Messenger RNA from Truncatella angustata, 783 nucleotides. RefSeq lists its product as uncharacterized. The transcript has 2 exons. Bases 1 to 783 code for a protein of 260 amino acids. The record is from RefSeq and is a predicted model, not a curated record. NCBI's taxonomy places the organism in Eukaryota, Fungi, Ascomycota, Sordariomycetes, Amphisphaeriales, Sporocadaceae. Gene Ontology annotation, cellular component: cytoplasm; mitochondrion.
AUGCCAUGGCCGUUCAGCUCCAGCUCUGGCAAAGAUGACCCGGAGAAGAGCAGUCGCCGGCCUGUCUCCUGGGGCGAAAGCCUAAAUGGUACGGAUUGGCAACACUUCAGAGACCCACGAAACUGGGUUCCAACUGUUUUGGCAACUACAACAGUGCUUGUGUCUAUACAAUUCUACCGCUCCUAUAUCCGCCGAAUACCAGGCGCAAUACAUGUACAACCCUCGUUCUUCAGGAAGCGGAGCUUGUUCGGCAAAGUCACGAGUGUCGGCGAUGGCGACAACUUCCACUUGUUCCAUACACCAGGUGGACGCCUGGCCGGCUGGGGUUGGCUACGACGUGUGCCAGAGAAGAAGCCCGAGUUGAGGGGCAAGACGAUAUCCAUUCGUCUCGCCGGCGUAGAUGCCCCGGAGUGUGCGCAUUUCGGUCGUCCUGCCCAGCCUUUCUCAGCAGAUGCGCUGGCAUGGCUGUCAGGAUACAUACUGGGUCGACGAGUCCGAGCCAAGAUUUACAAGAAGGACCAGUACGACCGCAUUGUAGGCACUGUUUUCGUGAGGCGGUGGCUCAUUCGCAGAGACGUUGGCUUGGAAAUGCUCAAGAGAGGUUUGGCAACAACAUACGAGGCCAAGAGCGGCGCUGAGUUCGGCGGUCUCGAACAGAAGUACAAGGCGGCAGAAGCCAAGGCCAAGGCAAAGAAAUGCGGUAUGUGGGGAGGAAAGCCGGAGCACUUUGAGAGCCCGCGCGAAUACAAGACUCGCAUGAACACAACGGACGCGCAAAAUUAG